Molecule: messenger RNA, 726 nt
Organism: Clonostachys byssicola
Lineage: Eukaryota; Fungi; Ascomycota; Sordariomycetes; Hypocreales; Bionectriaceae
Source: the annotation of a GenBank genome assembly
AUGAUCUCCCUUAUAAUUCAACCUAGAUUUGGACACGACGACCUUCUCAUCCUCAAUCGCUUCCAGAGAAUCGAUACGCUCAGCCUCGCGGGUUCCGAAGAGGCCAAUCCGGUACCACGGCAGACCAAAGACUCUGUCCAUGGUCUCCAGCGACCGUCCCGCCGUCUCUGGAAUCGUCACCCAGACCCAAAACCCGCCGAGAAUGGUGAUGGCUGCGAACAUCCAGAACGUCCCGGCCGGACCCAGCCCACCUUGCGCAGUCGGGAGGAGCAUGUUGGGUACUGCGCGGCUGUUGCCGUAGGCGUUGGCGAAGUGGGUGCACAUCACCAGGGACGACGACAAGGCACGGAUGCGCAGAGGGAAGAGCUCUGCUGUGAGGAGAUACUGCAUGCUGUUCCAGCCAAGCGCCCAGCCAACGCCGGAGAUGUAGAUGAAGGCAAUGGCGCCGGUGCCGGCACGGGCUUCAGAGGGCGACGAAUGGUACCCGGCCUCUGCGAUGCGAGGGACUUUGGUGAGGAAAGCGGCCACGGCGAUGCCGAUGAGGAGCGACCUCUUGCGGCCAAUGACGUCGACGAGGAAGAGAGCGCAGAUCAUGGAGGAGCAGAAUUUAACGACGCCGAAGACGACGGUGGAAAGGAGGCUCUGCUCGGUGCCGGUGACGCCAACGAGGGCGAAGAGGUUGGACGCGUAGAUGGUGAUGGAGGGACCGCCGGACCACUGGGAUAG